Heterocephalus glaber (naked mole-rat) is the source of this 1884-nucleotide messenger RNA. RefSeq names its product NOTCH regulated ankyrin repeat protein (gene Nrarp). NCBI's taxonomy places the organism in Eukaryota, Metazoa, Chordata, Mammalia, Rodentia, Bathyergidae. The record is from RefSeq and is a predicted model, not a curated record. Gene Ontology annotation, molecular function: phosphatase regulator activity; protein binding; enzyme inhibitor activity. Gene Ontology annotation, cellular component: cytoplasm.
CUGAGCCCCGGCCCGGCCCUCGGCCCGCGCCCGGCGGCAGCAUGAGCCAGGCCGAGCUGUCCACCUGCUCGGCGCCGCAGACCCAGCGCAUCUUCCAGGAGGCGGUGCGCAGGGGCAACACGCGGGAGCUGCAGUCGCUGCUGCAGAACAUGACCAACUGCGAGUUCAACGUGAACUCGUUCGGGCCCGAGGGCCAGACGGCGCUCCAUCAGUCCGUCAUCGACGGCAACCUGGAGCUGGUGAAGCUGCUGGUCAAGUUCGGAGCCGACAUCCGCCUGGCCAACCGCGACGGCUGGAGCGCGCUGCACAUCGCCGCGUUCGGCGGCCACCAGGACAUCGUGCUCUAUCUCAUCACCAAGGCCAAGUACGCUACCAGCGGCCGGUGAUGCCCGCCGUCCCGGCCCCAGCCCGGCCCUCCGUGUCCGACCCGGCCCCCGUCCGUGUCAUCUCUGCUAUUCCUUCCUGCCAACUACCUCGGUGUGCGCCGGGCGCGCCCUGGCCGACAGCGCCUCCCCGCGGCGGCGCAGCGCCUGCCGGCGUCCGGGCGCCUGGCGGGUGGGGGCGGGGCGCGCCUGGCGCCUUUGAAACCUGAGUCCCCCAGCGGCGAGCUCGGAGCCCGGACGCCGGAUCCCGCGCCCGGCGCUUUCUCCGGGAGGUGUAGGCGCGCGGCGGACUCGGGCGCGCGGUGACAGAGACACCGGCGGCCCCUGUAUUUAUCACGUGUGUGUAUAUUUGUGGGUGAAGUUUGUGCGCCUGAUUUUUUUGUUGUUGUUUGGAAAAUAUUGUGCGUGGUCCAUGUGGUUUUACGGGGGAAAGAUGAAUUUUUUUCUAGUCUUAAAACUUAAAAACUUGAGUCUACCAUUUCUUGGUUGCACUGAAAAUCUCGCCUAGCCCCAGGGUCUUCCCGCCCCGCCCUCUCCCCCCACCCGUGCGCGUUUGGGGAGCCCCGCCCUCCGUGGGAGGCCGUCCCCAACCCGGCCCGGCUUGCGGAGUUCGCGCGGGGCCCGGGACGAGGGGACCUCAGCCUCCGAGUGAGCGCUAGUGUAGUUAACAGUCGGUUGCACACUUUUUAAAAAAAAGUAAAUGGAUUUGCCACGAUUAAAUGUCAUAACAUUUAUGACAAUAUAAAAUAUUAACCUAUUUUAAAGCCAAGUUUUAGUUGUGUUUUUGACUCGGUUAUAAACCCAAUUUUAAAGGGCGUUGUAUCCAGCGUUGUGAAGGCAACAAUGUACCCAUAUUUAUAUUUUUAUAAAAUGCCUAUAUGACUGUGAAUCUCGCUUGAGCGGGAGGGCCGCGCGGCCUGCCUCGGCCUCCCCGGUCGGGGGAUCCGGGCCCAGGAGCCCGCCGUGGGGGAGGGGCUGCCCGCGGACCUGGGCCGGCCAAGGGGCCCUUCCUGGUUUCCGUGGUUCCAGUUUUCUAUGCAACCCCACACCCCUUGUUGUUUUGAUCCUGGGAAAUAAAAGGGAGGCUGAAUUAUUCAAAUUUAAAUGAGGUUCCCCUCACAGAAGUGCUGCUGACCCUGCGUGCAGAAAUGGGGAGCGCCGGAGGACACAGGUGGUGGAGGGCUUCGCGCUGGCCGGGCACGCUCGGCCUCUCGCUUUUAUGAAACCGCGUGAGAAGAAUAUGUUGCUAAUGUCGUGGAGCAGGCAGACAUUGGGACAAGCACAGAUUACUCCGAAGGGAGUUCUGUAUAUUUUUUCUACAUGCAAAUGCCUUUUUAAUUAUGUUAAUUAAUGUUAAGACUUCCUAGGCUAAUGUCGAAGCUCUGUAUGGGUCCCAGUUUGAUUACUUCCAACUGGAUAAAGUCUGCAGCACGUUCCCGAGCAUAUGAUAGACUGUAGCCCAGCGUGAAAAAUUUAUAAAUAAAUUUUUCAUUCAUCUUUU